Seminavis robusta is the source of this 1602-nucleotide messenger RNA. The record is from the annotation of a GenBank genome assembly. NCBI's taxonomy places the organism in Eukaryota, Bacillariophyta, Bacillariophyceae, Naviculales, Naviculaceae.
AUGACUUCGGAAUUGCGUCAACGUCAUCAAUCCACUUCGCAGUCGAGCAAAGACGAAGAUGUGCCUGCCAUUCCACCGCGCAACAACAACAGCACUGACCGCCGCCAACGCUUUGAAUCGGUCACGGAGCUACCGGCGCUGCAAGAAAAUGGCCAACCGGCCACGGAACGAACGGAAAUUCCCACAUAUAGCCAUGCGGAGGAAAAACCGGAAGACAAUAGUGAUGAUGGCGUGACAGGGAGCAACAAGACGCAACAACAAGUGGCCAAAUCCGAGGGCAAAAAACGCAAAAUUGCCGUGCGAAUAAUUUCCAGUGUUCUCAUGAUCGCCGUCUUUUUGGGACUCAUGAAUAUGGGGCAUCUAUACAUUUGCAUAUUGGUGGCACUGGUGGAACUGUUGCUGUUUCGAGAAUUGGUCAAGGUCCGGUACAGUGCCUAUUUCAACACCAUUCAAGACACGAUUCCUCUCUUUCGUACCACGCAAUGGCUUUGGUUUGCCGUGGCCAUUUUCUACACGUACGGCGACUUUUUUCGAGAAAUCAUUAUUCAAGGCAACCCGGCAUACCACUGGUUGUCGCAGUAUGCCCACUACCUGCCCAGUUUGUCGUUUUUGCUCUACAGUGGUACCUUUGUCAUGACCAUUGCCACCAUGCAAGUGGGGCACAUCAAAUUUCAACUCAAUCAGCUCUGUUGGACCAUUCUGGUAUUGUGCCUUACCGUGGGGCAGCUCAAGUAUAUUAUGCACAAUAUCUUUAAUGGCUUCUUCUGGUUUGCUCUGCCUAUAUUGUUGGUGGUCACCAAUGAUAUCAUGGCCUAUGUCAGUGGAAUGACGUGUGGACGCAAGUUCAUUCGACGACCGUUCAUCAGUUUUUCACCCAACAAAACGUGGGAGGGCUUUAUCGGGGGUGGCCUCUGCACUAUGGUUGCCGCAUGGUACAUUAGCAAACUGCUGGCACAAUUCCCAUGGAUGCACUGCCCCACCAACAAAUUCGAAUUCUUCCCACCACCACUACAAUGCACACCCGAUCCCAUUUUUGUGCCUUCCACAUUGCGAUUUCCAUCGCAAAUGUUUGAAUUGUUUCCCCGAUGGUGCCCCAAACUAUUUCCCAAUGUCGUCGAAAUUUGUUCUGUCGUUGCAGUCGAGACAGAGGACGUUACUACUACUUUGACUCCCUGUGUGUCGGGUGACAAGAGGCAUACUCAUCAUCAUUUUGAAUUGCUCAUGACAGUCUUUCCAGUGCAGAUUCAUGCAUUGGUGUUGGCACUCUUUGCCAGUUUGGUCGCCCCCUUUGGGGGAUUCCUUGCGAGUGCCAUUAAGCGGGCAUAUCGGCUCAAAGAUUUUGAUAGUCUCAUUCCGGGACAUGGGGGUGUCAUGGAUCGUAUGGAUUGUCAGUUCUUGAUGGCACUCUGUACAUGGGUUCAUUACAAUACAUUUGUCAAGAUUGCCACCAUUAGUGUGCACAAAAUGACAUACAUGUACAAUCAACUAACCGAAGAGGAAAAGAGAGAAUUUUUGGAGUCCAUUACAUUGGUGGCCACCAAGAACAAGAGUCGCAAUAGCAACAACAACAACAACUUGAGAUUGGACGAGUCCUUCUUGUAA